AUGACAUCGCUGAAUAUCAUGGGAAGAAAAUUUAUUUUAGAAAAAGUCAAACGAUAUGACGAUGUUGAAGACAUAUUUGCUUCAGCCUAUGCUUCCCCGUCCUCCUCAACCGAUAUUCCCUUACCUUACUCUAAAGUAAAAGAAGAAGACUGUGAUAUUUACGAGGAAGGAGUAAAUUUAGUGAGUAAGAAUGCUAAAUAUACCUACAAGUCCCUUGGUAGGCAUUUGGAUUUUCUGAGACCAGGGUUGAGAUUUGGUGGCUCACAAUCGUCAAAGUACACAUAUUAUACGGUAGAAGUGAAGAUUGAUACCGUAAACUUGCCCCUUUAUAAAACUUCGCAUUCUUUGGACCCUCAUGUCACAGGUACAUUCACUAUUCGAAAUUUGACACCAGUUUUGGAUAAAGUUGUCACUCUUUUUGAAGGUUAUGUCAUCAAUUAUAACCAAUUUCCAUUAUGUUCGCUGCAUUGGCCCGCUGAGGAGACCCUUGACCCGUAUAUGGCACAAAGGGAAAGUGAUUGCUCUCAUUGGAAGAGGUUUGGCCACUUCGGUUCUGAUAACUGGUCCUUAGCAGAAAGAAAUUUCGGUCAGUAUAAUCAUGAAAGUGCAGAAUUUAUGAAUCAACGGUUCAUUUAUCUUAAAUGGAAGGAGAGGUUCCUACUCGAUAAUGAGGAUCAAGAAAAUCUGAUGUUGAACGAUAUCUACCAUCUGGAAGGCGCAUCAUUUGAAGGAUUUUACUACGUGUGUUUAGACCAAUUAACAGGCUCAGUGGAAGGCUACUACUAUCACCCCGCUUGUGAACUAUUUCAAAAACUCGAACUAGUUCCAACUAAUUGCGACGAUUUAAAUACCUACUCAAGUGGAUUUGAGAUUGCUUAA
Saccharomyces paradoxus is the source of this 879-nucleotide messenger RNA. It is a transcript of the gene GID10, whose product is annotated as Gid10p. NCBI's taxonomy places the organism in Eukaryota, Fungi, Ascomycota, Saccharomycetes, Saccharomycetales, Saccharomycetaceae. The record is from RefSeq and is a predicted model, not a curated record. The coding region runs from base 1 to 879 and encodes 292 amino acids. Gene Ontology annotation, cellular component: extrinsic component of membrane; GID complex. The transcript has a single exon. Gene Ontology annotation, biological process: negative regulation of gluconeogenesis; protein catabolic process in the vacuole; protein targeting to vacuole.